Messenger RNA from Diospyros lotus (date-plum), 1152 nucleotides. RefSeq lists its product as uncharacterized. The transcript has 4 exons. Bases 44 to 1021 code for a protein of 325 amino acids. The record is from RefSeq and is a predicted model, not a curated record. Gene Ontology annotation, molecular function: hydrolase activity. NCBI's taxonomy places the organism in Eukaryota, Viridiplantae, Streptophyta, Magnoliopsida, Ericales, Ebenaceae.
AUCCUGCAAGCCAACGAAACCCGCAGUUUGGAGAGUGAAAGAGAUGGAAGGGAUAGAGCACAAGACGAUCGCCGUCAACGGCCUCAACAUCCACGUGGCGGAGAAGGGCCGAGGCCCGGUGGUGCUCUUCCUCCACGGCUUCCCGGAGCUCUGGUACUCCUGGCGCCACCAAAUCCUCUUCAUGGCCUCCCACGGCUACCGCGCCGUCGCCCCCGACCUCCGCGGCUACGGCGACACCACCGGCGCCCCCGCCAGCGACGCCGCCAAGUUCACCGUCCUGCACGUGGUGGGCGACGUCGUGGCGCUCAUUGACGCCAUUGCUCCGGAUGAAGAAAAGGUGUUCGUUGUUGGGCAUGACUGGGGGGCACAAAUUGCUUGGUACUUGUGCUUGUUUAGGCCUGAGAAAGUCAGGGCUUUGGUGAAUUUGAGUGUCCAUUUCGUUCCCAGGCACCCAACAGGAAAGAUUGUAGAAAUAUUCAGAAACUUAUAUGGUGAUGAUCACUAUAUCUGCAGAUUUCAGGAACCUGGAGAAAUUGAAGCUGAGUUUGCAAAUAUUGGUUUUAAAAGAAUUGUCACAAAUUUCCUGACAUACCGGAAGACAGAGCCAUUUCAUCUUCCUAAAGGUAAAGGAUUUGGAGAUUCACCUGAUGAUCCAGUAAUCUUGCCCUCUUGGUUAUCAGAAGAAGAUAUUGAUUACUAUGCUAGCAAGUUUGAGCAGGCUGGCUUCACUGGUGGAAUUAACUACUACAGGGUUUUUGAUCUAAACUGGGAACUGACAGCUCUGUGGGCAGGGGCCCAAGUGAAAGUGCCAGUGAAGUUCAUUGUGGGUGAUUUAGACAUGAGCUAUAACCUCCCAGGAGCCAAGGAUUACAUCCACAAUGGUGGUUUCCAGAAGGAUGUGCCCCAGUUGGAUGAAGUUGUUGUCUUGGAAGGUGCAGCACACUACAUCAACCAAGAGAAGCCUGAUGACAUUAACAAACACAUUCUUGAGUAUGUCCACAGGAAACAAACAAGCUCUUGAUGCCGCCAUGGAUUAAUCGAAGGAAACGAAACAUGCAAGCCAGUGAAACCCACAGUUUGGGGAGAGAUAGAGAGAGAUGGAGGGAAUAGAGCACAAGACGAUUGCCGUCAAUGGCCUCAACAUCCACGUGG